CAGCGGCCGAACAGCAGCCACGUCUCAUGUUCCUGGAAGGAAUGCGACGCCAAAACAUCAAGGCCAAGACGAAGAAAAACCUCGCUUUUCCCGCGCUUUUAGCCUUUUCUAUCUUUUCAUCCCUUUCACUCUCUUUUUUAUUUUCUUGCUCUAUUUCCGCCUGGAGCGUGUUUUGUGAUCGUCCCCAUUCGAUUCUUUUUUGUCGUUUGUUUCUUUUAAUUUAUUACCUGCCGUUCAUUUUUUAUAUCUCCCACGCGAUCUGGUAUCGCGGAGUCGACUUUCCUUCCUAAUCGCUUAUCCUUAAUACAGUUGUCCGGGGUUGAAGUGGCCUGCCAUGCACUUUUCAACAAUCAUUUCUGCUUCCGCCUUUGCCGGUCUGGCGACUGCUUCUCCGUCGUUCUUUCGAAGAAAUCCUCCUGCCGAGGAGGCUGCACCCGUGGCAUGCGAGCCAGUCACUGUUCAUGAGACAGUCCAUGAGACUGUGCACGUGACGAUACCUGGGGAGGUAGUCCAUGAGACGGUUCACGAGACUGUUCAUGUGACUGAGGUUGUGCACCAAACCGAGACGGUACAUGCGACUGUGACGGAGGUUCAGCAUGUGCCUGUUGAGAAACCAGUCACAGUUAUCGAGACUUCAAUCGUCCACCAAGAAGUCGAGAAGCCCGUUACAGUCAUCGAGACGGUUCACCAAACGAUCGAGCAACCCGUGACCGUGGUUGAGACUUCUGUUGUUCACCAGACAAUUGAGCAGCCUGUUACAGUCAUUCACACCCAGCCCGUCGAAGUCGAGGUCGAAAAGCCAGUCACAGUUGUUGAAACUGUCCACCAAACGAUUGAACAACCAGUUACAGUUGUCGAGACAUCUGUAGUACACCAGACCAUCGAGCAGCCCGUUACAGUCAUCCAUACCCAACCAGUCGAAGUCGAGAAGUCUGUCACGGUGGUCGAAACUUCAGUUGUUCAUCAGACCAUUGAGCAGCCAGUCACUGUCGUUCACACCGUACCAGUCGAGGUUGAGAAACCUGUGACAGUCGUUGAGACUUCUGUCGUGCACCAGACAAUUGAGCAACCUGUGACCGUCAUCCAUACACAGCCAGUGGAGGUCGAGAAGCUCGUCACAGUGAUCCACACCCAGCCAGUCGAGGUGCCAGUUCAGGUACCAGUUACAGUCAUUCACACUCAACCUGUUGAAGUACCCGUUGAGAAGCCCGUGACUGUCAUUCAUACAUCCGUGGUUGAGAACACAGUUGUCCAUACUUCAGUGGUUGAAGUCGAGAAGCCUGUCAACGUUGAGGUACCCGUCACAGUGGUGCAUACUCAAGUCGUUGAGAAGCCAGUUCAGCAGAUCCAUACUGUUGAGGUUGAGAAGCCCGUUGAGGUUGUUCACACUGUCGAGGUCGAGAAGCCAGUUCAUGUCACUGUCAUCCAGACAGUCACUGAGCACGUCGCUGCUCAACCUACCGCUCAUCCUGUUGAGGCUCCGCAAGAACAUCCCGUUGUCGUCAUUGAGCAGCCUGAGCAUGAAGCACCAGCCCAUGAAGCACCACCGCACGAGACAGUUGUCGUGGAGGUCCCUGAACACAAACCAGCAGAAGAGGUUGCAGCGCCUCACGAGACUGUCGUAGCUGAGCAUCCCGCAGCGCCUCCAGCUCACGAAACACCAGUUGUUGUCGAACAUCCCGCUGCACCAGCACCAGCGCCACCAGCUCAUGAGACGUCCGUCGUUGUUGAGCACCCAGCAGCACCAGUCGCGACAAUGGGCCACGAAGCACCUGCUGCCGAACACCCUGCUGCGCCAAUAGCAACAAUGGCUCACGAGGCUCCUGCAGCUGAGCAUCCCACCGCACCUCAGCCUGCGGAACCUCAUGAGGGUGCAGGCGAGAUGCCUAUCGCUGAAGCAGAAGCCCUACAGCAUCCUGACAUCCCUGUUCUUCUACCCUCUGGUGGAGUGUCGGGUAAGAAUGCUACAGUGGCGCCUACAUAUCCGGGACGUCGCGCUAUUGUUCGCCGGUGGUGAUUCGAAUAGAUUGCUGUACGAGUAAAUAAACACUCAUGAUACCUUAGAAUGGAAGGGGUCGGAUAGCACAGGCACAAUAAUAAUGAUCUGGACAUGGUUAGCCUGGGAUAAGUCUUGGAUAGGAUAAAUGACUACAAAUUGACAUAAAAUUUCCAAGCUUGCUUAGUUUCGUGACGCAACGUCAAUGUACUUAACCCUAAUGCAAUUAG
Molecule: messenger RNA, 2226 nt
Organism: Fusarium odoratissimum NRRL 54006
Lineage: Eukaryota; Fungi; Ascomycota; Sordariomycetes; Hypocreales; Nectriaceae
Exons: 1
Coding region: 335-2017 (560 amino acids)
Source: RefSeq, a predicted model, not a curated record